AGCCUAUACAUGAAGAAAUUCAGGUCCUGGGACGUGAAGCCCCUGGCGCAGGGUCAGCAAGCCAGCGGCCGAGGUGGGAUUCCAGCCAGCCAGCUGCAGAAGGAGGAUUCGAACUCCCAACCACCGGGAAAGGACGCGCAGCCCGGGCAGAAGCGUGGUUUGGGUCGCGUUCCGGGUGAGACGUAGACCUGAGCGACCGAAGCCGCGAACGAGAUGCCGGUGGCCGUGGGGCCCUACGGACAGUCCCAGCCGAGCUGCUUUGACCGCGUGAAGGUGGGCUUUGUGAUGGGUUGCGCAGUGGGCAUGGCGGCCGGGGCGCUCUUCGGCACCUUUUCCUGUCUCAGGAUCGGAAUGCGGGGUCGGGAGCUGAUGGGCGGCAUCGGGAAAACCAUGAUGCAGAGUGGCGGCACAUUUGGCACAUUCAUGGCCAUCGGAAUGGGCAUCCGAUGCUAAUCUGGGCAGUGGUUGCCCAUACACCUACCCUUUCCCAUCAGUCCAGCUCAUGUACUAUAAUAAAACAAAAUUCUUUGAGUAAAAA
This is a messenger RNA of Nyctereutes procyonoides (raccoon dog), 538 nucleotides long. Its product is annotated as reactive oxygen species modulator 1-like. Gene Ontology annotation, biological process: protein insertion into mitochondrial inner membrane; protein import into mitochondrial matrix. Gene Ontology annotation, cellular component: TIM23 mitochondrial import inner membrane translocase complex. The record is from RefSeq and is a predicted model, not a curated record. The coding region runs from base 214 to 453 and encodes 79 amino acids. The transcript has a single exon. Lineage: Eukaryota; Metazoa; Chordata; Mammalia; Carnivora; Canidae.